GUGGCGCCCCCCUAUAAAAACCGGCCGCUGCUGCUCGUAACCCGACCGGUGUGCUGCUAGCAUGCACCUGCAGACCUGAAGUCCCCGUCACGUCCUUGGCACACUCGCAGAAUGCAUCCCAUCAUGCGUGCCGGAGUCAGCCUCGGCUGUAUAGCGGCCACCGUCUCGGCCGCCACCAUCGACUGCCGCAGCACGUGCACCAAGACCAUCGUGCGCGACGUUGCCGUGGUCGGUGGUGGUGCGUCCGGUGCGCACGCCGCAGUGUGGCUGCGGGACGCCGGUCACAGCGUUGUUGUCAUUGAGAAGGCCAGCCAACUUGGCGGCCACACGGCCUUCUACAAGGACCCGGCCACGGGCAAGGAGAUCAAUGUCGGCGUGCAGGCGUGGAUGGAGUACAAGGAUGCUUUCGACUUCCCCGCGCGUAUGAACGUGUCGACCAGCGGGUCCAUGUCGUUCACGCCGAACACCAACCAGUACAUCGACUUCACGACGGGCCAGCCGGUUCCGGGCUACCAGGCGCCUGCGUCCGAGGCCAUGUACCCUGCGCUGCAGCGGUACCUCGAUGUCAUCGCGCAGUACGAGGACAUGGUGCUGCCGGGCUUCUUCAACUUCCCCGACCCGGCCAACAUCCCCGAGGACCUGCUGAUGCCCUUCCGCGACUUCGUCGCCAAGUACAACCUGGAGGCGGCUGUGCCCCAGAUGUGGGACGCCACGACGCAGGGUCUGGGCGACACCAUGGACGUGCCCACGCUCUUUGUGAUCCAGGCCUCUGGCGUCCCGAUGGCCAAGGCGCUCUUGGGUCAGGGCGCCGCGGCCGUCCCUGCUUCCGGCCGCCUGUGGGACCUGUACGAGGCUGUCGCCGACUUCCUCGGCGAUGAUGUCCUCUACUCGAGCACCGUCGUUGGGUCCAAGCGCUACAAUGAGAACAACCCGCGGAAGGAUGUCUACCUGACGGUGAAGAGUGCAGACGGCACGGUGACGUGCGUCGAGGCCAACCGGCUCCUCCUUGCCAUCGAGCCCACCCCGGAGAACAUGGCGCCCUUUGACCUCGACGACUCCGAGAAGCAGAUCCUGGGCCAGUUCGAGUUCACCACCGUCUACGCCGGCAUUCUCACCCACCCGUCGCUGCAGACGCUGAACGCCUACAGCGACCGCACUACGGACCCCGGGUCGUUCAACUACACGUCCUUCCCGCUCCCUCCCCAGAUCGGCCGCGUGGACUACCUCGGCGGCACCCAGGACCUCUUCCAGUUCACCGCCGUGGGAAAGAGCACCGACACGCCGGCCAGCAUGCAGGCGCUCAUGACCCAGACGAUCGAUAAGAUGAUUGCGGCUGGCACUCUCCCCGCGUCCGGCGGCAGCGUCAGCUACAACAUAUUCGCCGACCACGGCCACUUCCACGCGCGCGUCUCGGCCGACAAGCUCCGCGCCGGCUUCAUCCAGCAGCUGAACUCGCUGCAGGGACGCCGCAACACCUACUACACGGGCGCCGCCUUCUCGGCCGGUUUCAGCACCGUCUUGUGGGAGUUCAACAAGGUCCUGCUGCCCAAGCUGGUCCAGGGGCUUUGAGAUUUUCUUGCAUUCCGUAUGGGCUGGAGGGGGGUUUAGACUAAAUUCUCUUGAAUAGAACGCACUUUAAUUUUACUACUACUAGUACUUAGUAGUAAUAACCA
This is a messenger RNA of Chaetomium strumarium, 1673 nucleotides long. RefSeq lists its product as uncharacterized. The record is from RefSeq and is a predicted model, not a curated record. The transcript is spliced from 2 exons. Bases 112 to 1569 code for a protein of 485 amino acids. Gene Ontology annotation, molecular function: oxidoreductase activity. NCBI's taxonomy places the organism in Eukaryota, Fungi, Ascomycota, Sordariomycetes, Sordariales, Chaetomiaceae.